Molecule: messenger RNA, 2272 nt
Organism: Melanotaenia boesemani (Boeseman's rainbowfish)
Lineage: Eukaryota; Metazoa; Chordata; Actinopteri; Atheriniformes; Melanotaeniidae
Product: protein NYNRIN-like
Exons: 3
Coding region: 26-2272 (748 amino acids)
Biological process (GO): DNA integration
Molecular function (GO): RNA-DNA hybrid ribonuclease activity; nucleic acid binding
Source: RefSeq, a predicted model, not a curated record
ACACAUAUAAACAGCAGAUUAUAACAUGCCAUUUUUGCUAUACGUCUCGUGCAGGAACAACCAUGCAUGCGGAGUUCUAGCACAAAACACAGGGAUAGGAAAAAGUGCACAAUGCAUUGCAUACUACACAAUCGCUCUGUCACCGGUAGAAAUAGGACUUCCAGAAUGCUACAUACACCUAGCAGCCGUUCAUCUAAUGUACGAAAAAGCAUCAGUUGUUACCAUGGGCUACAAGGUUGAUAUCUUAACACACCACAAGGUGGUGAGUUUGCUGGAAAAGAGCAACUUCGUUCUCACAAAUCAGCGCAUUUUGGAGUACUACCGGAUUUUGGAGUACCCCGACGUGUCGAUCAAGACAUGCAGAACCAAAAACCCGGCGGACCUCAUCCCUCUACCAAGUGAGGGAGAGGAACACGAGUGUGAAGAAGUGACUGAAAAACACAUGAAACUGAGAUCAGACUUAGAAGCUAAACCAUUAUGCUGGCCACAUGAAAAAUUUUUCGUGGAUGGCUCAUGCUACAGAACAUUAAAUGGUUUGGCGUCAGGAUAUGCUGUGGUCCGACACGACCCUCAAACAAACAAAUUUGAAGUGCUGGAAGCGCAAAAAGCUCAACAACCGUGUUCCGCGCAAAAAGCCGAACUUAAAGCGUUAAUCCGAGCAUGCGAACUGGCCGAGGGUAAACACGUAACGAUUUACACGGACUCCGCGUAUUGCCACUCCAUUGUACAUUUGUUCGCAGGAAUGUGGAAGAACCGCGGCUUCCAGAGAUCCGACGGAUCACCGGUCCAACACGCCGACGAAAUUAAACAGCUACUGGGGGCACUUAUGAAACCAAAAACUAUUGCAAUAGUUAAAUGCCCAGCUCACGUUAAAAGUGACACAAUCGUCGCAAAAGGAAACGACGAAGCCGAUCGAGCGGCCAAACAAGUAGCUGCAAGCUUGCAAGCUGUAAUUGAAACAGCGACUUUUGACUUGGAAGACAAAAUUACCAUAAAAGACAUUGUACUGAUGCAACAGAACGUACUGGACACACAAAAAGACUGGUGGAGACAGAGGGGAGCACAGAUGGACAAUGAACAGGUAUGGCGGACUCAUGACGGACUCAUUGUGCUCCCAGACGACCUUAUGACUUUGUUGAUAAGGGAAGGCCAUUCAGUGAGUCAUGACUCCAAAUCUCAGGUAAUAGCGAAGAUUCGCAACUGGGGUUUCUGGGGGUACAACCUGCAUGCCCAUGUGGAGAACUACAUCGCACGGUGUGAGGUUUGUAUAAAGAAUAAUGUCCGAAAGUCCCUGAAACCAACCCCAGGAACUUUCCCCUUGAGAGGCCCCUUUUCAGAACUGGUGAUCGAUUUCAUCGACCUGAUACAAAGAGUCCAAGGAAAAAGGUAUGUUUUGGUGGCCGUGUGCAGAUUUACGAAGUGGGUUGAGGCAACUCCGACCCGCCGUAAAUCUGCCGAAGAGGUCGCAAAAUUUCUGAUCAGAGAAGUCAUCCCCCGUUUUGGAAUUCCAGAUCGGAUUUCAUCCGAUAACGGGAAAGAGUUUGUUGAAAAAGUCCUAAGCCUUGUUUUGCAGGGUUUACAGAUUUCACAACGACUGGGCAGCGUCUACCACCCCCAGUCGCAAGGACAGGUCGAAAGGAUCAAUGGAGUCUUGAAAAACAAACUCCGGAAAAUAUGUGAAAGCACGGGGUUGACAUGGCUCGACGCUUUGCCAAUAGCUUUGAUGCAUAUCAGAGGUACGCAUAACCGCGAGCUGAGAUUAACCCCACAUGAGCUACUAACUGGACGAGCGAUGCCAACCCCGCUGUUUCGAACAUAUAAAGGAGCCUCUCUGGACACACUGAACAAUGAACUAAGGGAGUAUGUGAAACAAUUGAUUAAAGUGCAGGAUAGUUUGGUGUCACAUGUUCUCUCUGUACAGGAAAACGAUUCUAGAAGGGAGUUGGAGGAGGAGCCAAAGAUCAAACCAGGAGAUCUCGUGUACGUGAAGGUGUUCCGCAGACAGUGGAACAGCCCGAGGCGAGAGGGGCCGUACGAAGUCACACGAGCCACCAGAACCGCAGUUCAGGUCAAAGGGAAGCCGACCUGGUUUCACCUGUCCCACUGCACGCCAGCAUCCGCGACACGAGCAGAUGAUGACAGCCAAAGGGGCUCUCCCGAGUCUCUGGCUCCUGGUCAUGGGUCUCAUGAUGUAUCAGGGGGGCCGAGCACAGCAGCCAGAGAUGGUCCGGCCUCCCGAACCAGAUCCCGGACGGGACCUGGUCCAACCUAA